AUGUGGGCUGAAAUUCCUACUGAUACAUUCAAACAAUGCCAGGACAAAAUGAAAUUCGAUGACUUCAUAUUCACAGACAAUAUGGUUGCCUAUGAUUCGAUGUCAGCUCUUCAUGUUGAUAUGCCAAAAAUUGACUGCCAUCACAUGGCUAAAGGCGUGUAUACAUUAGAAGAAUUGAUUGCUUCAGGAUUCCCACUCCCAGAGGAAGAAUUUUCAUAUGAUGAAAUCCGUAAAAUUUGCGGAUAUUAUCUAGAUACAAUUGUAGCUCGUUUGGAUGGCCAUACAGUAUACCAAACAACACUUCUUUCAGUAUAUGCACACAAAGAGUAUCCACUUAAGAACGAAUUACUUAAAGCAACAAUUUUGAGUUUCAUAGCUCUUUCAAAUGAAAUAGAAAACUUCGCAAACAAAACAAUUCCGGAGAAUUACAACUUCUGGGCUCAGUGCCAAACGUUUAAUGAAGUUGCUCACCCUUAUAAUUUCGAUGAAAUCAAUGAUUUGCUUCAGAAAUUCAAAGGAAACGCGGAAAUUGCAGACAUCAUCGAUUUCUUACAAUUUAUAGUCAAUUUUGCUAUAUAUCUUUCAAAAUUCCCAGAAAUGAAGUUCCCAGAAAUGCCAAAGCUUCCAGAGCUCUCAGAAGCUAUCGGAUUCACACAAAUUCUUCAUCUUAGAGACCUCCCAACUCGUGCUCCUCCAACAAAGCUUCAAAUUUUACCACACGAAAAAUCUCUUGAAAGAUUCAAGCAAAACGUCGCUCUUAUCCAAGAACUUACAGCUAUUCCAUUUCCAACUACAUUUGCCGAUGCAAUUACGCAAGCUUCAGCUUGGUCACUCAAAAAUUUCGAAGCUCCAAUUUUCCCACGUAUUGUUCGUCUGAAACAAGCAAUUUUGCUUAAGGAUGAACCAGAUACAUUCUAUGGUGUCAAAUAUAUUGAUUUUCUUAAAAAAGAAUUAACACAAUUCAAUACUCCGGAAUCUUGCUAUGCAAACAAAGAUUUUAAGCAAAUAUUGAACCACAUAUAUUACAUUAUGUGCCAAUCCAUGCGCGCUUUCUGGAUGCCGAACGCAUUUACCCAAUUUGUUUUCCAUAAGUCUCUUUUCCCAAUUUGGGGCAGAUUACAGAACAACAACCUUGCUGUUGAGACAUCAAUCUCUCAUCCAAAGCCAAAAGUUCGUUCUUUGGCCCAUGAAAAUUAUUUGAAAACAACUGUUGCAACUUGGGGCCAAAUUAUAGCCGCAACUUUUUCAAUUGAGUACGUUAAACAGUUUAUUGCUAGUGAUGUAAUGAUUCCUGACGAUUACGCGUUCUUAUCCUUGGUAUUGUCCCAGGCUUACGGAACAUGGGCUGAUGCUUUGGAGAAGAAGCGUACAACAGAUGCCAUUUACGCAGUUAUGCAGCACAGAGGACCAAAACAUAACUCAAUUAUAACAAAUGAAGAUGUUGACAGAAAAAUUGCUCCUGAGUCCGUAGAAAUCAUGAAAUAUAAGGCUUUAUCUGAACUAUGGAACGCUACAUUCUUUGGAUUGCGUCAUUCCAUUUGCUGUGGCGGAUUUAAAGGAAAACAAGCCGAAUUUUUCAACUACGUUAAAGUCUACGAAGAGAGAUUGCGCUACAUAAACAAAAUGAGAGAAAUAAACCUCAUGAAUCAUGAACAAUACAAAUAUCUUAUGAGUGGUCAGUCAAAUACUCUCGACGACGCUACCAAGAAAUACAUUACAGCGAGACCAUUUAUCAAGAAGGCCGCAGAUGCAAACACCGAUAAGUCCCAGGAAGCUUAUUACAAGGCAAUGAUGCUUGGAUCUGUUAUGGCUCCAAUGAAUUUGGGUAAGAGAAAGACAGAAACAAUUAAAUUUACAAUUACGGAUGACAUGUUACCUUCUUUCUCAUUAGCGUAG
Trichomonas vaginalis G3 is the source of this 1896-nucleotide messenger RNA. RefSeq names its product glucose repressible protein MAK10 family. Gene Ontology annotation, biological process: N-terminal peptidyl-methionine acetylation. The record is from RefSeq and is a predicted model, not a curated record. The coding region runs from base 1 to 1896 and encodes 631 amino acids. The transcript has a single exon. NCBI's taxonomy places the organism in Eukaryota, Parabasalia, Trichomonadida, Trichomonadidae. Gene Ontology annotation, cellular component: NatC complex.